Molecule: messenger RNA, 749 nt
Organism: Pseudogymnoascus destructans
Lineage: Eukaryota; Fungi; Ascomycota; Leotiomycetes; Thelebolales; Thelebolaceae
Exons: 3
Coding region: 1-627 (208 amino acids)
Source: RefSeq, a predicted model, not a curated record
AUGUCUUGGGUGGUGCAGAGAGCAGAGGGGGGACUUGUGAAGAUGGUCGAUGGUAGUACUGAAACAAGGGAGGGGGUACUUUGGGAUCAAGUCUCGACCAAGGCGCCCUCGGUGCAGUUGCAGGCUUGUGACGAAGUAGCGGCGGCAAAUGUGGACAUUCAGCCACAGCCACCGCCACAGCCACCGCCACACCUACACCACCGCCACCGCCACCGCCACACCUACACCUACACCACAGCCACAGCCACAGCCACAGCCACCGUCACACCUACACCUUUCACACCUACACCCACCCACACCUACACCCACACCCACCCCCAUCCCCUCCACCCCUCCACCCCCUCCCAAUCUCCAAAUCUCCAAUCCCUCUACCCACUCGCAGAAUUUGGAGAAAACAGUGGGGCUAUCCACUCCCUUGUAACCUCAACGGAUAGCGGUGCAUUCCAGCGUGCGGAGGUGGAGAGCGCGACACGACCUGGGGGGGUGUCUCCAUCCACCAUCAGCACAGGCGGAGAUUACACCACCACUGUCCAGUACAGUCACAUGUCUCUUUGCCGAGAUGCCGAGAAUUCCACGUCCGUGCGUGCUUCAUCUCAGGCUACUGUCUGCUCAGCUCACUCACCAUAGCGAGGUCCGAUCGAUCGCCCCCAACGCUUCCCCUCUUCGGCCGCCUGUGAAAGGGGGGGGGAUUAGACUUUCCUACCCUUGGCUGGCUAUUUUCUCUUUCUCUCCUGGGCCUGCGCGGCCCG